This is a messenger RNA of Castor canadensis (American beaver), 2752 nucleotides long. It is a transcript of the gene Rab3d, whose product is annotated as RAB3D, member RAS oncogene family. NCBI's taxonomy places the organism in Eukaryota, Metazoa, Chordata, Mammalia, Rodentia, Castoridae. The record is from RefSeq and is a predicted model, not a curated record. Gene Ontology annotation, molecular function: GTP binding; GTPase activity.
GGGUCGCGCCGAGGCCAGGCCGCAGCAAGUUGGGAGGUGGAUCCCGGUGGCCAGCGGCCAGUGACAAGAGGUGACCCCCCCCUCCCCGGGAGGAAUCGCACCCCGCUCAGCUCCUGCGCGUUCCUGCAGGGCUCCCGUCUUUCCCAUCUGAGGAUUUCUGAGGUCCCCUUCCAAGAGGUUCCUGUCAAGCUCCAAGAUGGCGUCAGCUGGAGACCACCCUGCGGCCCCCCGUGACGCUGCUGAUCAGAACUUUGACUACAUGUUCAAGCUGUUGCUUAUUGGCAACAGCAGUGUGGGCAAGACAUCCUUCUUGUUCCGCUAUGCUGACGACUCCUUCACGCCCGCCUUUGUCAGCACCGUGGGCAUCGACUUCAAGGUCAAGACCGUCUACCGCCAUGACAAGAGGAUCAAGCUACAGAUUUGGGACACAGCAGGCCAGGAGCGCUACCGGACGAUCACCACAGCCUACUACCGCGGAGCCAUGGGUUUCUUGCUCAUGUAUGACAUCGCCAACCAGGAGUCCUUUGCCGCUGUGCAGGACUGGGCCACACAGAUCAAGACCUACUCGUGGGACAAUGCCCAGGUCAUCCUCGUGGGGAACAAGUGUGACCUGGAGGACGAGCGUGUCGUACCAGCUGAGGAUGGCAGGAGACUUGCUGAUGACCUUGGGUUUGAGUUCUUUGAGGCCAGUGCCAAGGAGAACAUCAAUGUGAAGCAGGUCUUCGAGCGUCUGGUGGAUGUCAUCUGUGAGAAGAUGAACGAGUCCCUGGAGCCCAACUCUAGCCCAGGCAGCAAUGGCAAAGGCCUGACCCUGGGGGACACCCCAGCCCCCCAGCCCAGCAGCUGCAGCUGUUAGAACUGGCCCUCGACUCCCACCCAUCCCCUCUUGCCUCAGCAGGGAUUGUGACUGAGACAUGAGCCACAGGGCUGUCUCCAAGCUCAGGGCACCCCUUCCCUCCUGCCUGCCACCUUCUCCUCCUCCAGCUUGGCUCCCUCCCUCUCCGUGCUGCCUUACUCAGCCCGGGUCACAGGCCGCACACCCCAGGGUUCAGCUCAGCAUGGCCGGCAGGGACCUGGGUUACCCUGCAUGAACUUAACUGCUUUCCAAGGUGUUUCAAUGGGGUGGCCUUGGGCCGCAUGUCCCUCCACACCUGAUGGAGGGACAUCCUCCGUGCCUUCUAUGUUAGUCCAUUCCUCAUUGGACACUGCCUGGUGUCAGGAGCCUGCUGAUGCUGUCACAUGGUGUGGGUUUCUGGGCUAAUCCAUGGAGAGUGGAAGUGGCGCCUCUUUCUCAGGUUCCCCCAGGUUGGCCUUGAACCCACCCUGUGAACCUCCUAGACUCCAAGUUUCCAAGCUGGGAUGAUGAUUGGGGUCCCCUUCACACCCCUGCCUCAGCUUACAGACCAUCUACUUGUGAAAACAGCAUGUUAUAGAAGGGAGCCGAGUCAGGACCACCCCCGGCAUUGGUGACUCCAAAGUGCCUUCUGAGCUUCCCCAGAAUUUAUGCCACCCAUGAUCCUGUCCUUGUUUUGAUGAACCCAUUGCAUCUCUAGAACAUUCUGGCCAUAUCGGGUGGGACUGGGAAUUAGCCAACCUUUAGCAUUCCUGCUCAAGGCUGUCUGCCAGGUCACCUCAGAGCCAGGAGACUGGGGCCUUGGUGGCUUGUUGUAUUUUAAGCAAGAUCUUUCCAAAUCUUAACAUCCUGCGACAGAAGGAAAUUGAGCAAUGUCCCCACAGCCUGGGCUUGCUGGUGACUUUCUGAUGUCAGGACUCAGGCUUCUCCAACUUGAAGACCCAGUGUCCAUCUCCUAAACUGUGUCACCAGUGGGCCUAGGGAAUCCUGGAUCUUUCCAUGGGAUGCUUUGGGGUCAGGAAUGAGGGGUGAGAAGGUACAGUUAAAUAACCUACUGUCCUCCGUUGUACUUCCUGGAUCCAGCUGGCAAGUGGAUGGGGGAUGAGGUAUGAUCAAAGUCAAGAGUCCACAUUACUGGGGUUCCCAUCUUCCUGGACCCCCUACUCAGAGAACAAAUCCAGUUGGACCACCUAUUUUCUGACCCUCCUACCUCCCCAGCUAGCUCGGCGGUCUUCCUGCCCACCAAAGUCCAAACUCUGGUGGCAUGGUACCUCCUGCCCUGAAAACCAACUGACCGCCACCCCACCCUCUGCCCAAUAACACAACCAACACUGUGACGGUGGCCUAAGUGGCGAGUUUGUGUCCUCAGCUCUCUGAUUCUAUGUCAGGGGCUGUGUCCACUCCCCUAGUCUCUGUAAACAGAGUGACUUCAUACAGCAUUUAUGAGCACCGCCUCCUUCCCAAGAUUAUGUGUGAGCCCCAAGGCUCACAAGUUCAAAUUUAUUUCCCCCAUACCAGGCAUAGAUCGCCACUGAGGGUUAUCUUUGUAGGCCAAAUUAAGUGACUGAAGUGAAAUGGACAAAUUCUAUGAACACCAACUGAGGGUAUCUGAAUAUUUGAGGUGAGGGGUCAUAAAAUUUUUUUUUGCUAUAAUAUUAAAGUCAAAAUAGCUUAACGAAAGGGGGAGUCCUGUGCUACAACAUGGCCUGUCGGGUUUUUUUGUUGGCCAGUCCAUUGUCACUGAGCUGCUACCCCCAAAACAGUGGCCAAAGUCUGCCAUCAGCUGAGGACAGACCUUGUGUGAUUAAAAAAAUAAAGAGCUUUAGACGGGCGCCGGUGGCUCAUGCCUGAAAUCCUAGUUAUUUGGGAGGCUGAGAUCGGGAGGAUCUCAGUUUGAGG